AUGGGUCUUCACUUAAGCUCCGCCUGGAGCACUCCUAGGGGCUGGAGGUUGAUCACUGUCACACUCAUCGCGCUGACCUUGCUGCUUGUUAUACCCCUCCAUCGACUCAGCGACGAUUCUCCGGGCGUUUACGGCCAUCUGACAAAAUAUCUCAGUCAUGAGGGCGCCGCUUACGAUGUCGAAGAAGGCUUUAUCGCCAACCUCAACGAAACCACCAACGAGCAGAUAUUGAAAGAUGAGGAGCCGGACCGUCAGACCACCGUCGAGAGGAUCUCUUAUGAUACGGAUACACCCCAAUACACCGGCGAGGAGGAGAAGGAAGCUCCCAAAACCCCCGAGGUGCCUGAGGGAGCCCAGCAGCCAGAAGGCGAACAGAACCCGAGUAUCCAGGACGAUCGAAUAGUCCUUGAAGUCGAUCAUAGUAUCGAGAACGAAGUCGCCCAUAACGAAAAAAUUUAUAACGAGGCACCCACGGAAAUCAACAAGUCCGAGGGUAUCGAUAUCAAACCUCAGGGCGAUCAAGUCGGCGAGAACAAGCCACAACAAGACGCAGACCAGCCUCAGUCCCAUGACGAUCAGCAAAAGCCCCAAAGCCAAGAGGAUAAACCACAAGUCGAGAACGUGUCUCCUAAUGGCGAUGAUCAGCGACCCGACGGAAUCAAGAAUCCAGACCUGUCGCAGAAUCAAAACGGCCAGAAAGACGGAAACGGCAUUGGUGGAACCGAAACUAAAGCUCCUGAAGUGAGCACAACGACCAGCAUCGCAGGCGUAUUUACUCCGUCACAGACGGCAGAGCUCGAUGUUCCCUCAGGGCCUCUAUCGAAUUGGACGGGUGUCUGUGACGGGUUCCCCAACACAGAUGGUAUCAUGCUUGUCAUGAAAACCGGUGCCACUGAAGCCUUCACCAAACUCCCGGCCCAUCUCUUGACAAGUCUCCAGUGUCUGGAUGACUAUCUCCUAUUCUCCGACCUGGACCAGCAAAUUGACAAGUACCAAAUAUACGAUGUCCUCAAAGACGUCAAGGAGGACGUCAGAAAAGGGCGCAAAGAGUUUGAUCUUUACAAAGCGCAGAAUGAUUGUCCAAUUCCCCAGCAGUAUUGUACCGCCGAUAUGAACGGCAAGGAUGGCUGGAACCUUGACAAGUACAAAUUCCUCCACAUGGUAGAGAAGGCUUGGGAAAUGCGCCCCAACAAGGAGUGGUAUGUGUUUGCCGAGGCCGAUACUUAUGUUUUCUGGCAGAACUUGGUAUGGUACCUUCGCAACAGGGUCAAUGGGACAGAAACUCCUUAUGUCGGGAGUGUUGCAAUGCUCAAGGGCAAGCCUUUUGCCCAUGGUGGCAGUGGCUAUGUUAUUCAUGGUGAUACCAUGAAGAAGAUGGUCGCCAUCCCGGACUUGGCGCACAAGUAUGAUAUGAUGGCCACUCAUGAGUGCUGUGGUGAUUACCUCAUGUCUCUGGCCGUUAUGGAGACAGGCAAGAAGGUUAAGCAGGCGCACCCUAUGUUCAACGGCGAGAAGCCCGUUACGUUGCCUUUCGGCAAUAACCACUGGUGCGAACCUCUGUUGACUAUGCACCACAUGAACCCCGAGGAGGUCAGCGAUGCUUGGCACUUUGAGCAGACCCGAAAGAAGAAGGGACCUGUUCAGAUUAGGGAAAUGUACCAUGAGUUCUGGGCUCCCAAGCUGGAAUCCCAGCAUGACGAAUGGGAUAACCUAUCUGACGACGUGUGCUACAUCGGGUUUGGUCCUGAAGCUCAAGCCAAGGCCUCCGACCACCAAAAGAGUCGACAGAGGAAAGAGAAUGAGAAGAACGCUGUAGAGCAGCAUGCGCACCGUUCCAAGGAGCAUUGUGCUAAAGUUUGCGAGAGCGACGGUCUCAACAUCUCCGAAAAUGAUUAUUACGGCCUCAAGGAUGACAACCAGCGCAACGAGAUGAUAAAGAGGCGUUAUAACCAGAAGAGGGGCGACAAAAACUGGAAUGCCAGUCGUCGUUGUUUCCAGUGGCGUUACCACAACAACGUUUGCUGCGUUGCCAAAAGCUUCAAGAGGGGAAAGCCUCGCAAGGAACAAAAGCCAGAGGAGAAAUGGACAAGCGGCUGGUUUGUUCAAGGCAUUAAUGAUUGGAUCGAUGCCAAGGGAGACUGCACACCGAAUUGGAAGGAUCCCAGGUAA
Fusarium coffeatum is the source of this 2169-nucleotide messenger RNA. RefSeq lists its product as uncharacterized. The record is from RefSeq and is a predicted model, not a curated record. Lineage: Eukaryota; Fungi; Ascomycota; Sordariomycetes; Hypocreales; Nectriaceae. Bases 1 to 2169 code for a protein of 722 amino acids. The transcript is spliced from 3 exons.